CGUCAAGAGAAGGUUGUUUCCCGUGGUAGUCGCCGGUCGAAGGGUCCGGCAGGCGAGAAGGGUGGGAAACAUCCGUCCUGGAGUGUUGAGGAGAUGCUCAAGCUCGCCUGGGCGAAGAGGGAUCAGCAAGCUCAUUUCGAGGGCAUGCCCCACAACUUCGCAACAGGGAAUGGAAGAUGCAGGACUUGCAAAAGCGUUGCUGGAGGUGGGGGUGAUCAGGACGACUGACGACAUCAGUAAGAAGUGGGACAACCUCUUCCAGCAGUACAAAAACGUGCAACGGUAUCAGAAUGCCUCUGAGGGGAAGAACUUCUUCAACCUCACACCUGCAUUGAGAACGGAAGAAGGCUUCAACUUCAUAAUGGAGGAGCGUGUAUACGAUGAGAUAGACGCCAUGUCAAAGGGCAACAAGACCAUCUACCCGGACAACGUCGCCGACACAAGUGCCCGUGGAGGAAUGGAGAUGCCACGUUCCCCAUCCGUUGCUGGAGAAUCCGCCGCCGGGGGUGAUGGGAACGAUGACGAUGGAGGGUCGGCGCGAGAGUCCGGCUUCAGUGCAGGCAGCACGGGAGGGAAGUGCAAGAAGAAUAACAUGCGUCAACAAACAUUCGACGUCAUUGCUGAAGUAAAGGAGAAACACGGCGCAUUGAUGCCUGACACCAUCGAGGGGGCCAGCAAGCGACAGUGCUGCCUUCUGGAGCAGCACGGCGACAGUGGUGGCCACAACUACACUCUCCAAACAUUUGUCCAACCCGUACCUCGUCAUGUCGAUCCGUCGAAUACAAUAGCUAGGUUAGUGGGCAGGGUACUUCCACUGGCAAACGUGGCAAGCGCGGCUGUCCACGGCGCCACCAGCACUGGGGGGAAGAGGCGAGAAGAUGGGACGUGUGAGGAGGCAGGAAGAAAAGAGGAGAUGAUGGAGCGUACUCCUCUGGCUGUCGAUAACGAUGACGGGUCCCUCGCGAAGAGGAAGAAAAGAUCGCAACAGGAGGAGGACUUGGGCACAAAGUCUAAGUUGUGGACAGACGGAAACACAUUCUGGGGGAUCAGACCUGGUCGCCUCAUCACCGACGUUGUGCACUCUUGCGCAGACUACUACUGCGCAAUCGUCAAUGGUGACGCUGGCGCUAGCACUUCUGCAGGCCCGAUCAUGCCAACAAACUACGUCCCCCGCUUCCGGAUCGAAAACGGAACGCAAGGGGAGCCAACUCUUCGCAGGGCGAGGAACACGGAGAACGUACCAUACGUCACAGUGUGGGUGGAAUGGUACAGGGUGGGGAGGAAGGGAGAAAUGGUUGGCAGUGGAGCGUCUUUCGAACGGAUUGACAAAGCAAUUCUGCACAGGAUCCGCACGCUGGGGGAAGGGGAUGACCGUAGAGCAUACAGGCCGGACACUCCAAUAUCACAACUCCCCCUGGACCCCGCGGAAUGGCAAUGACACUCUUCACAAAAGACAAAUCGAAUAAACAACAGACAGACAACUAUUAUCAGAACUGUUAACAACCUAUCAGUAAAAGCCACAUACAAGA
Chara braunii is the source of this 1529-nucleotide messenger RNA. The record is from the annotation of a GenBank genome assembly. NCBI's taxonomy places the organism in Eukaryota, Viridiplantae, Streptophyta, Charophyceae, Charales, Characeae.